Xylaria bambusicola is the source of this 1843-nucleotide messenger RNA. RefSeq names its product EXS family-domain-containing protein. The record is from RefSeq and is a predicted model, not a curated record. The transcript is spliced from 3 exons. Lineage: Eukaryota; Fungi; Ascomycota; Sordariomycetes; Xylariales; Xylariaceae. Bases 102 to 1328 code for a protein of 408 amino acids. Gene Ontology annotation, cellular component: membrane; cytoplasm.
AUUCGUUCAAACCCUUUGUUCCAAACUCUCGCCCUCAGCUGGAUCAUCGGAAUCCUUAUUCCUCCGGAACUCGAUGCACAUUCUGAUAUAGCCUCGAAACCAUGGACGGUGAUCCAGCGGUCGAGUCUGAGCUGGACUCUUUCAGCUUGACUUUUCCUUUACCAUACCGCGUGGCAUUUAUUGUCGUUCUAGCGGUCUGGGGUUGGGGCAUCAACCUGCACUGCCUGUACCUUCUCAAGAUCGACGUGCCCUCGUUGAUUCGAUACCCCGGCCGGCCUUCACCGCACCAUCCGCCGCAUCACUUCUCCGUAUACCGACUUGCCAGCGUCCUCUCGUGUAUUUUCGGCUUCUCCCUCUUUAUCUUCUGGAUCUUCACCCAACGCAACCCGCAUCUCGUGCUGGCAUGGGAUUGGCUGCCACUUACAUACCUUCUCGUGUUGCUCGCCUUCCUGGCUCUUCCCCUCCCACGCACGACGGGACUUCCGCAUGCGGGGCGUGCGCGCCUCCGCGCCACUUUGCGCCGGAUAGCCAUUGGUGGUAUCGCAGAGGCGAGGGAUGGAAAGUUCGGCGACAUAUUGCUCGCCGAUGUAUUGACCAGCUACGCCAAGGUGCUUGGUGACCUUUACGUCGCACUAUGCAUGUUUCUUAGGACGAAUGGCUCUGCAACAGCGCGACCUGACCGUGGAUGUGGCGGCACUAUCAUCGUGCCUUUGAUAUUGGCCAUCCCAUCCAUAAUCCGGCUGCGCCAGUGUUUGAUCGAGUAUGGUCGCGUGCGCCGAGGCCCGAUCACGGAGUCAGGGGGAUGGGGUGGUCAGCAUCUCGCUAACGCACUCAAGUAUUCUACGGCAUUCCCUGUGAUCUUGCUCAGCGCGCUCCAGCGCAAUUGGGCGCCUGGGUCGGUGACGAUAUACCGUCUCUGGGUCCUGGCCUGUACCAUCAACAGCUUCUACAGCUUCUACUGGGACGUGACCAAAGAUUGGGAUCUCACUCUAUUAGACGGCGCGCGCGCAAGAAAUAACCCAGAGCACGCCUUCGGACUGCGGCGGAUGCUGCGCCUCGGACCCCCAGGGCUAUACUACGGCGUCAUCGCGCUCGACCUCGUUUUGCGCUGUACGUGGAGUCUUAAGCUCAGUCCGCAUCUCGACCGUGUGGCAGAUUUCGAGAGCUCCAUCUUCAUCGUUGAGCUCCUCGAGGUCAUGCGCCGCUGGAUCUGGAUCUUCUUCCGUGUCGAGACAGAGUGGAUUCGCAACAAUAGCCAGCCUAUCGGCCUCGGCAUAGAAGACAUCAUGCUUAGUGAUUACCAGGGCAAGUACCAGGACGAGGAUUAGAGAUUACCUCGUCCCGUGGUCCGCGGUAUCAAGAUGGUGUGAUGGUGAAUUUUGAUUUUGGCCUAGUUAUUAAACCCAAGGCGUAACGACUAGUGGUUGAUGUUAAUGCAUAUCAUGAGGGUACGCAGGGCUUUUCAAAUGACCAAUACCGGCGUUUGUGAUGCAUUUACUUGGGGCGUUGGCAUAGACGUGAUCCAUCACGGUUUGGGCUUGUUAUCUAAUACCAUGCUGAUUUACCAGUUUCGAAGGCACGUAUUCGAGCACACUGAAGCUUACUUGAGUGUUUCAUGGAUGCUGACUAAGGGCAACCUUUGUUGUCUAACCUAGUAACUGAGUCAAAUCUGUCUAUUGCUCGUCAUGAUAUAGGUAUAGGUACAUGGUAUUGCUUUCGUGAAUGCUUAGAAUUAUGCUUGCCCUUUUCCUAGGAAGCUGCUUGUAGUUUGAUCAUACCAUUUGGUAGCAUACGCUUGCCGAAUCUCAAUAUCAUUGACCCAACUUGGGUGAGCAUGGCUUCA